AAAAAAAAAAAAAAAAAAAAAAAAAGAAAAGAAUGGAUCCCGCUACGGUAAUAGCCACUUACAAAGAGAAUAUUCAGCCGUUGAGAUACGGACGUAAUGCCGCACAAUUGGGAACCGCGUUGAGGGCCCAGGAGGACGUGGAUGCGCAGCAGUUACUGUUGCAGGAAAAACAAAUGUACGAAGAGGCGAUCAAGAAUUAUCAGGGAGAUGAUCCUCUGGAAAAUUGGUACGAAUAUAUUCUCUGGGUUGAACAGAGUUAUCCAAAAAGCGGACACGAGUCCCAUAUUGGAAGAUUGUUGCAACAAUGUUUAACAAUAUUUGAAAAGGAAACGAAGUAUCAUCAAGAUCGUAGAUACAUACGUUUGUGGAUUAAUUAUAUAAGUAUGCAAAAGAAUCCUUUGGAGUUGUAUCAACUAUUGCACAGCAAUGGUAUUGGUACUAUGGUCGCGGAUAUGUACAGAGCCUGGGCGUUUGAAUUGGAGCAAAUUGAAGAUUAUAAACACGCGGAUGAGGUUUACUUGAUGGGAUUAUCCGCCCGAGCGGAACCAUUUGAAGAAUUGAACUAUGCGCACGAAAACUUUCAAUUGGCUGUGGCGCGCAAAACACUCGGACGAGUCGAAGAAAAGAACGAUGUUUCCUUGUUUGAGCAACGUCAGGCUUUUAGUUCGUUAAGAGCGAUAAGAGCUGGUAAAAAAGUCGGCAGUGUACGAACGGGUCAUCGAGUGCGUGAAUAUUAUCCAGGAACCGUACCGCAAAUCUCAACUUCUAUGCAAAACGCAAAGCCCAGUUCCAAAAUACAAAUAUAUCAAGAUGACAUACCUGGAGAAAUGAAGGGUUCUAGUAUAUUAGAUCACGUACCUAUAGAGGAUACGGUGCACAAGGAAAACACUCUCAAGCCUGGACCGUGGAAUAGUGGAAGCAGGAGGGGCCAAUUGAUUUCUCCUACUGUAAAAGCGGGCUUCAAAGUUCACGAAGAUCAGAAUGAUGAUGAUAAUUUAGAAAAAAUCAAAUUGUUUCCAAAUCACAUACCUUUUGCCGAUGGCAGUAAAUUCCAUGAUGCUUUAAGAGUGCCGGUAUACGUAGCUGAUCCAAUAGAUCCAAAUAUUAUACACAAACCACAUUAUCCCAAAGAGUUAGUCUAUGCUGAUAAUAUUGAUCGUAGUAUGGAGGAAAUUAGAGCGCAACUUUAUUUUGAAAGACAUAGAAAGGCACAACUUCUACAAAAUAAACACGAUAUGUCGAUGACUUGUAUACACGAAACCAAUGGAGAAUCCCAACUUAACAAUUACGAAAAUAUUUAUCAUUUGCAAGGAUUGGAAGAGCAGAAUAGAGAAGUUGAAAUCAAUAGACAAAGCUUUCAUGCUGAGCAGCAAGAAUUGCAGAGACAACAGUAUGAUGUCGAGAAUCAGAUCUUGGAAACUCAACGACAGGAAGCUGAGCGAAGAGAAAUGGAAAGGCUAGAGGCUGAAAGAAGAGAGGCCGAGAGAAUCGAGGCCGAAAGACUCAAAGCGCAACAAAGGAUGGAAGCAGAGAGACUCGAAGCCGAGAGACUCAAAGCCCAGCAACGAAUGGAAGCGGAGAGAAUCGAGGCCGAGAGGCUCGAAGCGCAACAACGGAUGGAAGCUGAAAGACUCGAAGCGCAACAACGGAUGGAAGCUGAAAGACGCGAAGCCGAAAGACUCAAAGCGCAGCAACGAAUGGAAGCAGAUAGAAUCGAAGCCGAGAGACUCGAAGCACAGCAAAGGAUGGAAGCCGAAUUGAGUACGCAACGAAAAUUACAAACGUCGAACUUUAUGCAUCAGCAUCACGCUUCAUCCGAAGAACAUUUGCUUGGACAAAGUCUCACGGCGAAUACGAAGGAAGCUAUGUCGGUUGUACAGAGUUUGUGGCAAUCUCCGGAAAUCACCACUUCGCGCUUUCGCAGUCCUCCUGUACCACCUAGAAUAAUAGAUUCGAGAACCAAGAUGUCAUUUGAUAUACACAUGGACGGUUCAAUGACUCAGCACGCAAUGACUAGUAACAAGCAUCAUCAAGGAUACAAUGUGCAAAUUUAUGAUGAUCAAGAGAAUCACCACAGUUAUCACAUGUCACAUCAUGGUUAUCAUACACAGGAACAGCAAGCUGUGUAUGCAAAUCAUGGCUUGCAAAACAGCUAUUAUCAGAUGCAGCAACAUCAUGAUCAUCAAGUGCAGCAACAACAUCACGACCAUCGAGUGCAGCAGCAACAUCAUGAGCAUCGAGUACAGCAGCAUCAUGAUCAUCGAGUGCAGCAACAUCAUGAUCAUCAAGUGCAGCAGUCCCAUCUCCAGCAACAUCAUCCUCAACAUCAUCAACAGAUGAUUUCACCGCAUCAGCAAAUGCACCCUGCACAUCAUUCUUCACUUCCUCACUCGCAGCAUUUGCAAUCGCCUCACAGUCACACUCAAAUGUUGCAUCAUCAGUCGCAUAUUCAUCACCAAUCUCCGCACAACCCGCAUAUAUUGCACUCUCAGCAACCUCAACAUGUGCACCAGCAUAUGCAACAUAUGCAACAUUCUGUUUACGGUAAUAUGUUGCCCAGUGAAAUCGGAUAUCAACAAUAUCCGACAUCAAUGGAGGCUCCUCCUAUGAUGCAACAAAAUAUGGAAUCGUCAAAACAAUUGCAUUUCUCGCCAUAUAACGAUACCGACGUUGAGACGAGCAGCAAACCAUACAGAAUGCCAUCCGAGUUACCGUAUAUCAAAUCACCCGGAAUGAAUCGCAAAGACAUCAAAUAUCUUGAAAGCGCGGAGGACAAGGAGAACGCUAUUGUCGUGGAUUAUAAUGGGCCGCUUGAGGAAAACAUGGUGCCCAAACUCGACGAAAAUAAUUUAUAUAUCGAUGAAAACUUGGGUGUAACUCCUCUCUCGCCCGCUAAUCAGACUUGUUACACGGAAGCCUUUAACACGCAACUAGCAAGCUCAACACCAAUGACUAAUCACUUUAAGCAAUCGUAUAGAAUAAAAGAUAAUCCGCAAUUUUCAAGUCAGGACUCCGUGUCUCAACCAAUUAUGGAAGCACCCGCUACUGCCGAAGGUGAUGACAAAUUAAGCGUAAUAAUGGAGUCCACUCGAGAAUAUGGUUCAAGCAGUUCAAGCAGCAGUAAUUACACCAGAACCACCGGAUUAACGUUCACGUUAACAAGAGAAGAUAUGGCUCCUAUUAAAGAGCAAUCUGUGGAUACGAUUUCAGAAGAGGAAUCAAACGAAUCCGUACUAUUUGCGAAUCCAUCUUACGACCAAAAGCUGCGCGCUCAAAUCCAAGCUGUUCAUGCUCAGAGUCCGCGAACGGUACAACGAAAUGUAGACCAAAUAACGUCUGAGAUAAAGAAUAAUUGUGAUUUGAGGAAAACCAUAAAUUUGAAACUCAAGGAAGAAACCGCUCCCUUCAAGGAGACAAAAGUCGACACUAUGGAAUGCGAGGAGAACGAACCUAUGGAACAGGUAGAGGAAGAGGAUUUCCAACUCCCUUCAAGAGAUAUAAAUCCCUUUGACAAAAACUUGAUAUCUGGCCUAUUGAAAAAGAUAAAGUUCCCACAACCCCAUCACGCAGAUGGAUACAUAAGAAUAGAUACCAAUCUAAACAAGUUCGUGCCUUCUACUAUGAUUACGCUCGGCACCGACGCGUAUGAUUUGGAAAAGUGCCUUGGGAAAGGAAUGUACGGAACAGUUUUCAAAGCAGUCAAUUUGCAAACAGGCGAAACCGUAGCUCUCAAAACACAAAGACCCGCCUGGGUUUGGGAAUAUUAUAUCGUACGAGAGAUAAAAACACGUCUUACAAAUCCACAUAUGUUACGCGGUUUUAUGGACGUUACAACGGCGUAUGUGGCCAACAACGGCAGUAUACUAGUUUCAGAAUAUUCCAAGUACGGAACGUUGUUGGGAGUGACAAAUCAGAUCAAGGUGGCUACUGGCAAGCCCUUGGUGGAGUGCAUAGCUAUUUUCUUCACAAUUGAGAUGAUUCAAAUUGUAGAGUACUUACACAAAUGCCAAAUCAUACAUGGGGAUAUAAAACCGGAUAAUUUUUUAUUAAUGCGACCACCAACAGAAGAUGCAAGACCUACUAUACAGUUGAUUGACUUCGGAUGUAGUAUAGACAUGAAGUUGUUACCGGAAAAUACAGUGUUUACGCAAGUUAUAAAAACUGAAGAUUUCACUUGUAUCGAGAUGCAAACUGGAAGACCUUGGACAUACCAGACUGAUUUGUACUGUUUAGCGGCAACCAGUCAUUGUUUGUUAUUUGGCAAUUACAUGAGAGUGACCAACGUAGGUGGUCGCUGGUUUAUUUCAUCGAAACUACCAAGAUAUGCUAAGAAAGAGGCUUGGGAACAGUUUUUCACGCAGCUGUUAAAUAUCGAGUCGUGCGAGAAAAUGCCGGAUCUGGCAAAACUGAGAAACGUUAUGGAGGAAACGCUAGGAAAAAUACCCGAGGUACAAGCGAAAUUUAGGAGUUUCGUCAACGUUCUCAACAAACGAUAACGCUUGCUGUAUUCAAUAUGUCUCGAUGUGUGCAUAUACGUAGUGAAGAACCAACGUGUAAUAAGGGACAUUAAUGUUAUUGUGCUAUUUAUUAUUUACAAAGUUAAAAGUAUAGUGAUAAAUUUAUGUAUCUACAUAAUUAUAUAAUAUACGAAAUGCACUUUUACGGCCUGCUUUGUGGAGGCUUCACCGAUAUUCGUUGCACAUAAUCAACAGUAGGAAAAACGUGCUGUGCAACGCGUUUAAUCCUUCAGAAAACUGUUUCAGAAAAAAAAAAAAAAAAGAGAGAGAGAGAGAGAGAGAGAAAGAAA
This is a messenger RNA of Pseudomyrmex gracilis, 4807 nucleotides long. RefSeq lists its product as uncharacterized. The coding region runs from base 33 to 4496 and encodes 1487 amino acids. Lineage: Eukaryota; Metazoa; Arthropoda; Insecta; Hymenoptera; Formicidae. The transcript has 14 exons. Gene Ontology annotation, biological process: meiotic sister chromatid cohesion, centromeric; mitotic spindle assembly checkpoint signaling; protein phosphorylation. Gene Ontology annotation, molecular function: protein kinase activity; ATP binding. The record is from RefSeq and is a predicted model, not a curated record.